UUCGCUGUCAAAUAGGCAACGAAUAAUAACGCUGUCUUUCGCAUUGGAAAUCGUCGAUUAGACACUUCAAGCUGCUCAAUUAUGGAUAGUCAAGUUCUGUCGUACAUCGAGGAUUACUCCAUGUUCUACGCAAUCGUUAUUCUAUAUUUUGCUAGCAUCUUUCUGUUCGGUAUUUUCUGGAGUUGGAAAAUUCAGCGCCAAUGGAGGCUUUGCAAAAAUAGCAUACGUGUCGAUAGCUUUUCUAAUAGUUUGCGAAGUUUAAGAUCUUUAUUUUUGUGCUCUCCCAAUAGUACAUUCAAUGAAAAAUCGAAUUGUGAUUCUGUGGCUACAAAGUGUACCUUUUUGAGCGAUUUUUCAAUUAACCCUGAAGAUGAAAUUAUAAGGAAAGGUCAUGAGACCAAAGAUGAAUUGAAUUUUGAUAAUAACUUCCGGAGGUGGAGUACCCAUUUAAAAAACUUUAAAGAGCAGCCUAAAGCAUCGCCAUGUUGGUCUUCCACAAAGGUCACAAUGAAUGAAUCUAAUCUCUUGAGCGAAGAUAACAGUUGCUCUUGUUGUGAUAUUAAAUCAUCAGAAGAUUCUACUGCAACAUCCACAAAGAUACAUGUAAAGUCAAUAAUGAGUGACCUUGUAGAUAGGACUUCGCAACUUUUAUCAAUUUGGAACCAGUUAUCCAAUAAGCAACAUCUAAAUGAAGAUUUAAGAAAUGAAAAUUUGCAGCAGUCGAUUAAGAUCACUCACCUAGAAGCUCAAAUUAUCGACAAAAACAUUACUAUCGGCGAAUUAAAAGAUCUAAAUGAGAAGAGCAUGAAGCUGUUGAAGGAAAUGAAACAUAAUUAUGAGCAAUUGAAAAAUGAACACAGCACACUCAAACUCAGAAACCUAAGUUCGACUUAUAACCACAGCGAAAAUGUUGAGAACAUUUUAAAUAAUAAUUUGAGAAAUGUGAGCGACAUUUGUAAAACUAAUUCUGAAACUUUGCCAUGGUCAAGGCGAUCAAAAAAAGCGUCCUCCUCGUCUAUGACAUACUCGUUACUGUCAACUAUCUCUCCGACGGAUGUUUCAUCCUGUAACGAUGAUUAUAGAUUAAAAAGAAUAUCAAGAAAGUGGAAGAAAAUUUGCGCUCACUAAAAUGCAGAAAAAAAGAAAAAUUAAAUUAUUUUGCAAAUGGGCGUUUAAUUCUGGGAUUAAAUGAUUCUUACUGGAAGUUAAUUCUUCCUGACCCGUGAAAAAAUAAAUUGUUAUUGUAAGGCCCUGGACUUAUUUAAAUAUCCAGAGGUAUUUAAGGUGCAUUUUCUGGGGUAAAAUAUUUAUGCCUACAUAAUUUUACACUGGAUUGUAAAAUUUAAGAAUGAUAAUUUAUUGCGUUGUUUUUAAUUUUGUAUAUAAAAAACACAGUCGUAUUCCUUUGAUUGUUAUUUUGUUAAAAUUGUUACUCCUUUUUUAAAUAAAAUUUUUUUAUAAAA
Trichogramma pretiosum is the source of this 1463-nucleotide messenger RNA. RefSeq lists its product as uncharacterized. Lineage: Eukaryota; Metazoa; Arthropoda; Insecta; Hymenoptera; Trichogrammatidae. The record is from RefSeq and is a predicted model, not a curated record. The transcript has 8 exons. The coding region runs from base 82 to 1128 and encodes 348 amino acids.